AUGGCCUUGUGCAGCUGCUUCGGCGGCCGGACAAGAGUGCUCGUCUCAAAGCCACAAAACCUCCAACUCGACUGGCCUCAAAUGCGUGAGCACCUGACGGCACAUGAGUUACGCCAGCAGGGCAUAUUUCGCUCUGCAACUGGCGUGGCUGUGCUGUCCGGUUGUGGCCGCGUGUGGUCUGCAUCCACAGAUGAUGCCCUCUGCGAUGUGGAGGGAACCCAGGCAACGGAGCACGUGGAUGUGUUCGUGAGCCAUUCGUGGACGGCAGAUCGAUGGACCAAGCAUCUGGCGAUGUGCUUCUUUCUGAAUUUCGGGCUGGCGGUGAAGGCCACGCUGGCAGCUGUGAUGCUUUCUCAGUGCAUCUUCCACUAUUUCCCCGAGGAGCCCAUCUGCGUGUUCUUACUGGUCUUGGAUUUCCCCAUCUUCGUCUUCUUCCUUGCCUUCUUCUUUGCCCAGCAUCUGACUGGGGGGCGCUGGUGUCCGUCUCUCUGGGUUGACCGACUUUGCAUUGACCAGCAGGACUUGGAAGCGAAACAGCUGGGCAUUGCCGCCGUCCCCAUGAUUGUGGCAAACUCGUCGCAGCUGCUCGUCUUACACAGCGAAACUUACUUUCAACGCUUGUGGUGCAACCUCGAGCUGUCGAUCUUCGCAAAGCAGCAUGGUGUCAAGAAGAUGAAUCUUGUGCCGUUGUGGCUGGCGCCGUGGCUGCUGAGCACCAUGCUGUUGCUGUAUUUGGAGGGGCGUCUGCUGGCAGUCAUGUUGGCCCUGAACCCACAGAUGGGAAUUGCUGCGAGCGAAGCUGGCUUGAACGCUUCCAUGAGUCCUCUUGCCUACGGUUUUCAGCAUAUGCUGAGCAUCCUUGGGGCGGCUCCGUUCUAUGCUGUGCUGUAUCUUCCCCUGGUACCGGUGAGCCUGACGGCGUUUCAAGCAAAGCUUCACAGCCAUGCUACGCUGCUGGGCGACAUGGAGUCCUUCGACAUUCGGGCGGGAAAAUGCUCGGUGGAGCAGGACCGGCAGUCGAUCGAACAACAGGUGGCCGAAGUCUUUGACGACCACGAGGGCACGGGAAAUGACGCCGAGGAAGAGACCACCAGCCUUCUAGUGCCCUCCGGUGAAGCUAAGACUGCGCUGUCUCAAAGUCGCAGCCCGGUUCACGAGCGGCGUCUCGAGGCCUUCAACAUCUUCGUGCGCGGACCACUCCGCGACGCAAUCAUCGAGGAGUGGGGUCUCGAGACACAACUUCCUUGGCACAUUUGCCUGCUUGCAUGGCUGCCCACUUUGCUUUGCCUAGCCGGCGUGUCCUGGUCUUCCCUUGCCUUCUACGACAAGAUGGGCUUCACUUCCCUCGGGCAGUACAUCCUGGUGAGCACCGUAGAGAUUGGCCUCUGUUAUCCCCUUUGCCUUCCAUUGGCCCAUCCUUGUUGCCUACGCUGUUUGAGGAGUGUUUCCUGCUUUUCACAGCCCUGGCUGCGCAACACGGUGUCAUCUCUCGGCUGCAUCGGUGUCUUAGUCUGCGUCGAAGCGGUGGCCGAGAUCUUGACAGGCUCCCUGGAAAGCUUUGCCUUCACCGCGCACUGGGCUUUCCUGGCCAUCUUUCUGCUCACCUUGUCCUUAUCUCUUCUGGUCAGCUUCCACGUCUUCGUGCCAGCUGCGGAAGCACCCUCAAGUCGAGGGGUCCGACGAGGCUAA
This is a messenger RNA of Symbiodinium sp. CCMP2592, 1689 nucleotides long. Lineage: Eukaryota; Dinophyceae; Suessiales; Symbiodiniaceae. The record is from the annotation of a GenBank genome assembly.